Messenger RNA from Pieris brassicae (large cabbage white), 870 nucleotides. Its product is annotated as pro-resilin-like. Gene Ontology annotation, cellular component: extracellular matrix. NCBI's taxonomy places the organism in Eukaryota, Metazoa, Arthropoda, Insecta, Lepidoptera, Pieridae. The transcript is spliced from 7 exons. Bases 94 to 687 code for a protein of 197 amino acids. The record is from RefSeq and is a predicted model, not a curated record.
CUAGAAAGGUGCGCUGUGUGUUCUCUAUUUAAAUUUCCCGCGUAAACGUAUCAAAGGCGCUCUUUAUUGUGAAAUUUUAGGUACAAUUGCUGCAUGAUGCCAAUUUUAAAGUUGUUUACUACCGUUCUUCUGGCAACUUUGGUCUGCUGUGAGCCUCCAGUCUACAGACCCCACCAGAAUGGAUACAAUCGACCUUCGAAUAAUUACUUACCACCAAACCCAGGAUUUAAUCUACCAAACACCUAUUUGCCACCGCACACUGGAUAUCCAACAGAUUUUAAUGGCCACGGACAAGGUCACGGACAGAAUCACGGUCAUGAUCAUCACGGCCAUGGGGAUGAAAGUGAAGUGCCUAAGGCCUAUGAGUUCGGGUAUUCGGUGAAAGACGCGGCCACGGGAAACGAUUACGACCGACGGGAAAUGUCUGACGGCAAUGAAGUUCGGGGCGAAUACAGGGUGCAGUUACCCGAUGGAAGGACUCAAAUAGUAUCAUAUCACGCGGAUUGGCAAACCGGCUUCCACGCUGAUGUCAGGUAUGAGGGAGAGGCGCACUAUCCACAAAAUAAUAAUUUAGGUUACAACACCGGCUACAACUACAACACACCGGAUUACUCUGGUUCUCUCAGCGGUUUCCAUGGCAACCAGCAGUUACCGAAGUCAUCGUACGGACCACCUUCAUUCCAUUAAGAAUUAAAAACGUGAACUUAUUACUAACUUUAUCUGCGAAAAAAUCUCUAAAGCAAUUUAUGAUAAUUAACGAAUUCGAAAAACAAAUGUAUAGUUAUAGAACUUUCAACAACUUAAAAAUAUUUACAAACGAUUUUUGAUGUUAUUUACAGCACUCAUUAUAAAUACUCAUUUUUUUAAAUU